Messenger RNA from Mytilus trossulus (common blue mussel), 5778 nucleotides. RefSeq names its product biorientation of chromosomes in cell division protein 1-like 1. Gene Ontology annotation, biological process: meiotic chromosome segregation. Bases 137 to 4477 code for a protein of 1446 amino acids. The record is from RefSeq and is a predicted model, not a curated record. Gene Ontology annotation, cellular component: chromosome, centromeric region; nucleus. The transcript is spliced from 10 exons. Lineage: Eukaryota; Metazoa; Mollusca; Bivalvia; Mytilida; Mytilidae.
AUUCAACAAAAUGGAGUCUCCUGUAAGUCAAUAAACACAUUACACAAACAUAUUACCCAUUAUUAUUCAAACUGAAAUACGGAGAAGGGGACGUAUCAGUGCAAAAAUCUUUAAAAGAGACGCUGAAGAUAACAGCAUGUCAGAUUCCACGAAGAUUGAGGUUCCAUCAAAGAAAAGAAGAGCAUUAAAGAGAGUUAUGAAAAAAGACAAAGCAAAGACUUUCAAACAGAAAAGAAACUUGAAUACAUCACUGUCUUCACUGUCUAAAAGUUUUAAUAGAAGUGUAACCAGUCGAGUUAUCAAACAAACACUGCAGUCAAACAACAGACAGUUAGCCAUGACUCUAGAGAAAACCAGAAAGGAUCUUAGAAUGGCCAGUAAUGUUAUAAUGGACCAAAAAAGGGAGAUAAUUGGUCUACAGACACAAGUUACUACUUACAAACACCUAGCUGGACUUAAACCAGAUGAAAUAGAGCAUGAAGUUCAAAUAAGGAUGGAGAAAUAUAUAUCUGAGUUAAAGAACCAUCUUGGUAAGAUGGGACAGCAGUUGUUUGAUGCUACUGCAAGUCUUGGAGAAGCUAUGGACUUGUGUAUGAACGUAUCUCGGAGGUCAACAGGGUCAUGUAGAUCUUCAUCAAUGUGUUUGAUCUCUGAUGAUGAUGGAGACUUUCAUCAUGGACAAAUUGUUAGGGCACCAUUACAUCAAACUAAGAUAUUAAUGACUGACUCACCUACACGAUCACUGCCACAGAGAGUGGCACGACUAGACAUGAGUAUCAUUACAGAACAGUCUAUGCUGAUUGAUGAUGUCUUACAGCCUGAUGAAAUGAUGGAAUUACCUGUAGAGGAAGGUAUAGAGGAAGAAGUUUUAGAGGAAGAAAAGCAAAACACAAUUGAAACAGUAGAUAAUGAGGAUAUACAUGCUAAAACAAGAAGUAAAAAGAGAAAGCAGAAAAAGACUGAGAAAGAGAGCCAGCAGUUGGAGGAGGUUAAUUUAUCAGAGAAUAUAGAUACUCAGAAAAAAGGAAUAAAUAACAUAGAACUGGACGAUAAACAAACAAACAUAGAAAUUACUGAUCAGCAAACCCACGAUAAAAGUUCAGAACAUGAAGGGAAAAAGAAAAAGCAAAAUAUAUCUGGAAAUCCAAUGGAGUCAACUAAUACAUUAGAGAAAGUGAAAGAUGAUCAAUUUAAAAAGGUUUCAAAAAAGAAAGAAAAAAACACAGCAAAGAAUAAUGAACAACCAAGUAAAAAAGAUAGAAGAGGGACAUUUGUAUUGCCAAAUCUGGAGAGUAGUACAAAUAUGACUGAUAAAUUGAAUCAAGAUGUUAGUCCUGAUGAUCCAAAUACAAAAUGUCCAAAAGAAACUGUUUAUCUUCCUGACAAAGUAGAAUCAGAAGACAAUGAAAUUACAAAACAAGAUAAAAACAGAAGAGGAACAUUUGUAGUACCUUCUGGUACUUUACAGAAACCCACCAAGUCAAAGGAUAGAAGAGAAACUUUUGUUGUGGCAGAAAAUACUCAAGAGGUUGUUACUUCAAAGUCACAGGAAAAUAUUUCAAUGAAAAAGGAAACUUUGCCCCCUAAAUCCUCAAAGUCUGACACUUCUGUUAACUCGAAUGAAGACAAAAGGAAGACAUUUUUAGUUCCAUCAUCUAAAGAUGCAUUUUUACUACCAGUUGCUAUGAGAAAACCAACAGCUGAUAGUCAUGGUGAUACAGAUGUCACAGAGUAUUUUAAUAGUGAUAUGGAUUUUACUGAAAUUAUUGAUAAUUCUAAAGGAAUUAUUCUCGAAACAUCUGAAACAAAAGCAGAUAAUCAGAAAAAGUCUAAAGGAAUUAUUCUCGAAACAUCUGAUACAAAAGCAGAUAAUCAGAAAAAGGUCAAAUCUACCAAAAAUUCUGAUAAAAAAGGCAAAUCUACUGCUCCAGUUGACAAAAUGGAUAAAAAUGAUAUCAAUAAAAAGGGAAAGAAUCCAGAGGUUGUCAAUGACAACUUGAAAGAUAAUAGUAAAAUAGAAGAUAAAAAGACUGAAGGACAUCAAUCAGCUGUUGAAUUCAGACUUCCAAAACCAGGAAAAAUUGUAUUUGCAGCGUCCAGAAAAAUGUUCGAUGGAACAAGAGAACGUGUACCAACCAAGCUACCACAAAGAUCACGUUCUAAAACUAAAAUCAAGCUUACUAAACAUGAAACUGAUGAUAGUAACGUUAAGUCCAUGUUUGAUUUCCAUGAGAGGACACCAACAGUCCUGAAACAUGCAUCUUCUGUAUAUGAUAUGUCUAUGGACGUGUCUGUUCAUGGAGAAAAGGAAUCAUAUGGUACAUUCAGGGACAAACUAAACAGUCAAACGACUGACAGCCAAAUGAAUGAUCAUAAAAUACAGUCCUUUCAUACAAAUGAUGCCAAAUUACAAUCUGACCAAACAGAUAAUCAGGAAUUAAAGUCUGACCAGAACAAAAAAUCAGCUGCAGGAGAAAAAAAGAUUAUUAGUAAAGAGUCAAAUGGAAAAGGUGAAAUUAUAUAUAAUCUGCCAUUAAAGGGUUGUUCUCCAGACAUCCCCAAGAAAACUUCAAGGUCAAGGUCUAAAAGUAAGGGCCGUGCACAAGAAAGGGAGAGAAGUGAGUCCAGAGGAAGGAGUAAAUCUCGUGGUAAGAGAAUCACAGUAAUGAAUCAAGAUGUGGACGAAGGACAGUCUGUUUCAAGCAAUGAAUCCCAGAAAAGUAAGUCGGAAGGAAAGGCAAGUGAAAAUGAAGAUAUUGAUGUUGAAAUCUCUGUAAAUCCGAAGUCACCUGUAGGAAGUUUAAAUGAAAAGAAAAAUGAUGAAGGCAGUAUUGAAGAUGAUCGUCCAAAUAAAUCAAGAAGUCGUUCUUGUGGUAGACCUAAGAAAUAUAAUGAUGGAAUAGUAGAAAAUAUUAAACAGGCCACAACACGAAGUAAAUCACGUGGCAGGAGUAAGGCAAGGAAGACAGAAAAUGAUGCAAAUAACAAAGAUCAUGUGAUAGAAAGUCAAACAAAGGAAGAAAAAAGAAGUAGAUCGAGAGGAAGAUCAAGGACACGGAAGCAUGAUGAGUUAAAGGAUCAGGAUUUAGGGGAACCAGAGUUCAUACCUUCUAAAACAAUAACACGAAGUAAAUCUAGAGGUAGAAUAAGGUCAGAAGCCUUGUCAGAAGUAAUUGGUAGUAGAGAAUCUGAUAGCGAAGAAACUGUAUCUCAGGAGCCAGAUAUACUGUCAAAUGCAGAUAUUCCAGACUCUAACAAAGUUUCAGCUAACUCUAAUGAACAGGAUGAAGAAAAGUUGAAAAAUUCAAGGUCAAAUAUUCAGAAAUCAAGGUCCUGUGGAUCAGAACUGAAAAAAAGCAAAGAAAGUGACAACGCAGGAUCAAACUAUCAAACAGGACGUUCAAAAUCAUUCAUAGCACCCAAAACUGAUCUAAGUGAUGAGGAUGACUUUCAAACUUCAAAAAUACUGAAGAAAAAAUCAAGGACAAAACCUAAAUCAAAUAAAGGGGAAGAUCAUCCUUUAGAUCAAUUAUUCAAAAAUGCAAGGAAAAAGAGUUUCCCUGAAAACAGCUUCUCUUGUGAAAAUACAGAAAACAAAAACAUUGUAGAAACUGUUCAUGCAAUUUGUGAAACUCCAUUGAAGCCUAGAGAUGAAAUAAUCAAAGACAAUAGUGAAAAUGAAGAAGAAAUCUUGGUAGAGGAAUCCCCUGUGAAAAUUGAUUUAAUGUGUGUUACAAAAAGGUCAAGAUCUAGAAGUCAUAAACUGGACAGAAAUCAAGACUUUGACACGAAAGAACAGGAGCAUGUUCCAGAUAAGUGCUUAGAACAGGAGCAUCUUCCAGAUAAGUGCUUAGAACAGGAGCAUGUUCCAGAUAAGUGCUUAGAACAGGAGCAUGUUCCAGAUAAGUGCUUAGAACAGGUGACAGGAACAGAAAUAUCGUCAAAAACUUUAAACAAAGAUAGCGAAUCAAAAAAAGAACACACUGCGUUUGAUAUUGUCCUAAAGGAAGGAAGAGGGAAACGACGCCAUGACUCUUCAUCAGAAGUAAGGUCAGAGAAAAAGAAAAAGGCAAAGAAAGAAGAUAAAGAGAAUUCUGGAACUGGUACAUCAAGUAGUUUGAGUUUAUUAAAAAAGAGACUGGCAUCACUUGGUCCUAAAAUGAAACAUGAAAGUAUGGAGUCACCAAUAAAAGGAGCUAAUAUUGACAAACUGGAGUCCAAAAAUGUUCCUAGUCCAGCUCUUGUUAUGAAGAAACCAGAGGAAAAUAUAAGUCCUAAUGUAUUAUUAAAUGAGUCUAAGGAAUUCAAGAACAAUAGAUCAUUAGAUGAAGAUGGUGUUACUACUCCUAAUGCAAAGAAUGUACUGGAAGAACCAAGGUCUAGAAGAAGAGCUGCUAAUGUUUGCUAUAAAGAAAAGCCUCUACAUGCGAAACUUAGACGAGAAGAUGUCUUGGCUGGCAAAAAAUUAAUUGGAUGAAAAAAGACCAUAUUAAAGACAGUAACCAACCAUGCUGGGAAUGACAGAUCUACCGAGGUUUCUGGAAAGUCUGAUGUGCUUUGUUACAUGUUGUUUAUAGCAGAAUAGACUAGAAAAUUUAAACUGAAGACCAAUUGAGUUCGAAGCUUUUAGCGCAUGUGCUCUUUUAAGCUUCAAGUAUAAAUCUGUUGAUAGUAUUGCUAAAGUGCAAUAUGAUAUUUUUAGAAAUUGCAAUUUUUUUAGCCCAAUAUAUGUUUUGUAUUUAUUUAUGGGAGAAGAAAAUAUGUUUGUUAAUUGAUGUAUUAUAUAAAUUUAAUAUGCUACUUCUGUACUUGUUAUAUUCAAAACUUAAUUAAGCAUUCAAAUACUUUCAAGCUAAGCUAGGUAGAAUAGCCAGGUAUAAAACUAACUGUCUUGUUAGGUUGUUGUCCUUUUUAGUUCUAUAAGGAUGAGUACAGUUAAUCUAUCUUCUUUCUUUUCUUCUUGACUUAUCUACCCUUUCCUUCUAUCUAUACUUGCCUAGAUUUGUACUACACAUAUUUAUCAAAAGAACAGGUGCCUGCAUAUAAUGUAGACAGUUCUAUGUUUUUUUAGAUUAGUAUUUUAGUAUUAUUUUGUUUUAACAUUUCAAAAUGCUUAUUGUUUGAUAGAAUUAUAAAUGUAUUAGAGAAUUGAGAACAUGAAACUUAUCCAAUCUAAUAAGUUUUUAUAAUACAUUCAAUAUAUAAAAAUUAAAUGUAAUAUAAAAUGAGAUGUGACUGUAUUGUGAAAAUAGUUAUUUCUUCUAUCUACCCUAUUUUAGUAUAAUUUUAAUUGUUGAAUGAUCAAGAUGUUUGAUUUUGUACUGGAAUAAUAUUAAAUAUCUUAUGUGUAAGUAAAAUUUUGUAUACAAAACUGAUCUUUUUUGUGUUUACAAGCCAUAAGUAUGUAUCCAUUAUAAAUGCUGUAUUGAAAUUCAAACCUUAUAUAAAUGUACAGAAUCCAUCAGGCAUCUCCAUGGUCUGUUUUAUAUUGGCAUACUGACAUUGUUUAAAUAGAUACAAUCCUGCCAUCUCAAAUAAGUUCAAAAAUAUGCGCCAUUGUUGUAAGUCUAGUCAAAAUUUAUUUGAGUUUUUCUGGUUGCUGUCAUUUUUGUUAGUAACUAUACUGAAUUGCUUUAAUAGCACAACCAUUCUUAUUACUGUUUUCAAGCCCUGAAUAAAAUCUGGCUCAUGGUUGUUAAUCACACCUCAAAGGAGAAAACAUUGAUCCAGUUCAGAUGACCUCAAAUAGUGUAAAAGUAUCAUUAGGACCAUAAGAGC